Molecule: messenger RNA, 2796 nt
Organism: Nothobranchius furzeri (turquoise killifish)
Lineage: Eukaryota; Metazoa; Chordata; Actinopteri; Cyprinodontiformes; Nothobranchiidae
Gene: lin9
Product: lin-9 DREAM MuvB core complex component
Biological process (GO): regulation of transcription by RNA polymerase II; DNA-templated transcription; regulation of cell cycle
Cellular component (GO): nucleoplasm; transcription repressor complex
Molecular function (GO): DNA binding
Source: RefSeq, a predicted model, not a curated record
GUGAACAAGCAGCGAAUCUAUUAUAAAAAAGAUAAACAGCAGGCGGAAACCCGAUAGCACCGUUCAUACGGCAAAUAUUGUAGGUUUUGGGUUGACUUUAUAAGCCGCGUUUGGAUGUAGAAACCGGUCUACUGCUUGCUAGCACCACGAGCUAACUAUAGCUAAUACAGCAGUUGAAGAAGUUACUUUAGCUCAACUGGGUAAACGAAUCCCGUUAGCUUAGCUGUGAGCUAACCGCUGCUAACCUUAUAAAUAGAGCUACAAUAACAAUAGGACUACCGCAGCUAAUGACUCUGUGUUUGAGUAAUCAGGCUUAGUUUUCCUCAUCUUUCUCCCUGGAAAUGUCUUUUCUUCCCAUAAGGCUCCUCUGCAGAGGCCCUGGUCAGUUUAAAAGAGGGCAGCUUGUCUAACACUCUGAAUGAGAAGAACAGUUUCACUAGAGCUCACAACACCAGAGGACGCCAUUCAUCUGUCACAAUGGACGUGCCUACAAGGAGCUCUAAGAGAAGCCGUUUGUUUCGGGAGGAAGAUGAAUCGCCGCAGCAGCGUCCCUCUUCCAGGUCCCCUCGGAGGAGCCAAAGGGUCUCCACUACACCACAGAAGUUUUCAAACAUCAUGACACCAGAUAAGAAGGCUUCACAGAAAAUAGGGCUGAGAUUGAGAAACCUCCUUAAACUACCCAAAGCUCACAAAUGGUGCAUCUAUGAAUGGUUCUAUUCCAAUAUCGACAGACCUUUGUUUGAAGGUGACAAUGAGUUCUGCUUGUGCCUCAAGGAGUCUUUUCCCAAUUUGAAAACAAGAAAAUUGACCAGAGUUGAGUGGGGAACCAUCAGGAGGCUGAUGGGAAAACCUCGACGGUGUUCAUCGGCUUUCUUUGCUGAAGAGAGAACCGCGCUGAGGCAGAAGCGGCAAAAAAUGCGCCUUUUGCAGCAGAGGAAACUGUCAGAUGUGUCAAACUGCAAAGACCUUCCUGAUGAAAUUCCUCUGCCACUCAUCAUAGGGACAAAAGUCACUGCUCGCCUCCGAGGUGACCACGAUGGCCUCUUCACGGGGCAGAUCGAUGCCGUUGACACCAGUGCUGCAACCUAUCGUGUCACAUUUGACCGCAGUGGCCUAGGAACUCACACAGUGCCUGAUUAUGAAGUCUUGAGCAACGAACCCAACGAGACCAUGCCCAUCUCAGCCUUUGCACAGAAGCAUCGGUCAACACGGUACAUUCAGAACCUCAUGACUCCUCCCAGAGGGCCCUACCCGUCGGUUACCACCCCCGUUCACAUGGACAACGAUCCACUUAUGAGCGCUUCACCAUGGAGGAACAAGCUUCCUGGUUCUGAGGGAGAUACCCUGGGAGGAUUUCCUGUUAAAUUCCUGGUCCAAGUCACGAGGUUGUCUAAAAUCCUCAUGAUCAAAAAGGAACACAUCAAGCAUUUAAAAGGGAUGAACACAGAAGCUGAGAAACUGAAGUCGUACUCGUUGCCCAUUGACCUGGAUUUUCAGAAGCGAUAUGCUACUACUGUGCUGGAGCUCGAGCAGCUCAAUAAAGAUCUGAACAAAGUUCUUCAUGAAGUUCAGCAGUUCUGUUGUGACCUCGCUCCGGACCAGGGCAUGGUCCCAGCCGACCAUCCCACGGAGCUGCGGCGGCGUUGUGAAGAAGAGGCCCAGCAGAUGGUGCAGCAGAGUGGGACAAAUCCCAGCCUCACACACCUCAUCUCCCGCCUGACCGCUCUACUCCUACAGAUAAAGUGUCUGGCAGAUGGAGGAGACCUGAAUUCAUUUGAGUUUAAAUCUUUAACAGACUCCCUUAACGACAUCAAAGCUUCGAUAGAUCCCUCCAACCUCAGUUGCUUUCAGAAUAAUGUUGAGAUCCAUGUGGCACACAUCCAGAGUGGCCUGAGUCAGCUGGGCAACCUGCAUGCAUUUGCUGCCAACAACACCAAUGCAGUCUGAGUACAUGCACCUCCCUUAAACACACGCGGGUACAUGCAUAUAGAAGUGCAGCCCUUUAACACUGAGAUGGUGCUUUUACUCGAACUGGGGUAAAUGAGUUUCAAUGGAAUUCUGCCCAGAAUCCUGAGGUUCCGGACUAAACGGAGCCAUGCUGUCAUGUAUUUUAUCCACCGCUUAAAAGUAUGACAAUGUUUGUGCAACCAACUGACCACCGUCCUGAAACAGUCUUUACCUAUUCGCCUCUGUCUGCCACAAUCUACAUGUUCAUAGUCACAUUAUUUAUUGGUUCCUUGUGCCAAACAUGGAUUCUAAUCGUUUUUAUUGUUCAUAUUUAUUUAUAUUGGUAGAUGUGUGUGGUUCUAAAAAAAAUAAUAUCCCACGUUUCCCCCCAUGUGUGUUCUGUUCUGUUGCUCCACUGUUUGUAAGCACAAGGGGAAGCUAAAGAAUGUUUUAUAAAGCUGUUUAUUGUAGAUAUUUGUAAAAUGUCUCUGAGUACAGGACUGUUGUUAACAUUUCUGCUACGUACUCAGAAAUGUGUGGGUUUAUAAUUUUGUGAGCACUGAAAAAGGAAAAAAAUGUAUUUUUCUAAAGAACUAUUGGGUUUUGAUGCCUUUUAAUGCUGAAGAUCUUAGUACUCCCAGAUUUGGCAUGGCUUCAGUAUACACACACACACACACACACACACACACACACACACACACACACACACACACACACACACACACACACUUCAAGUUAUAGGACUUUGCUAGAAAAUCUCCUUUUUCAGUUUUGUAAAGUUGUAAAUGAGUGUGUCUGUAUAUAAAUGUUUCCUUUGUUUUAUAUUAAACGUAAUAUUGCAACACCGGU